Molecule: messenger RNA, 1733 nt
Organism: Varanus komodoensis (Komodo dragon)
Lineage: Eukaryota; Metazoa; Chordata; Lepidosauria; Squamata; Varanidae
Gene: AGTRAP
Product: angiotensin II receptor associated protein
Exons: 4
Coding region: 492-1016 (174 amino acids)
Biological process (GO): angiotensin-activated signaling pathway; regulation of blood pressure
Cellular component (GO): plasma membrane
Source: RefSeq, a predicted model, not a curated record
UCCAGGAGGGAUGGGGUGGAUCCCUUGGUGUGAGUGAUCCAGCAAGGGUGCAGUUCAGAUCUGCCAGCUUUCUGGAGCACGCUGGGAGUCGUCGGACUCUUUUCUGCUGAAGCAGAAGUCCUCCCUGCUUGGGGGCAGUCUAUCUGCAGGUUGCCAGAUGCUUUGGAGAAACGCUAGGAAAGGUGCGCUGCAUUUGUGCAACCUAAAACACCACGGUGUCUUGUUGGGUCGCCUGAAUGUAGCCGGAGUGGCUUGAACCUGCACUGGCUGGGUUCAGACGACAGAGCAAGCCACCCGACUCAUCGCUGUUGUGUGAGCCCGGUCAUGCGCCCAUCUGUGCUGAGGAAGUGCAGCUGAUCUCUCAGGAACUGGAAGCUGGACUUCCUGGCCUCUUGGCCCGAGUUCUUAAGGUGGUUGAUGUUAGUUGCAAAGUCGCGUCCGACCCAUCGCAACCCCACGGACAACAUUCCUCCGGGCCUUCCUGUCCUUUAAUGUCCGAAAAAAUGAUUCCCGUGGCACACGCGCCCUUCCCACGGUGCCAGAGAAUGGCAAAAGGAGCUGCUGGACCUUCUCAAGGCCAGAUAAGGAUGAGUUCUGUGUCCUUUUUGCAGAGGGAGACGUAUUCUGCAUUUUUGUGUAUGCACACCAAGUACCCGGUGUUAAAUCAUCCAGGAUCUUGUGAGACUCUUUGUAACAUUUUUAUAAACGACUGUUCUACUCUUCUUGUGCAGACCGUCCCUGCUUCCCUGCGCCAAGGCCAUCAUUCUGCUGCACUGGUUGCUUACGUUAUGGGGCUGCAUGGUGAAUUGGUUACCCAGUUCCUACGCCUGGGGAAACUUCACUUCACUCGCACUGGGCGUCUGGGCGGUUGCCCAGAGAGACUCCAUCGAUGCUAUUCUCAUGGCAUCCUCCAAGUCGGCCAUGACCGCAGCUCCUACCAGCCCAUCGACACGCCCGAGCCCCCACGGCCGUACCCAGAUGUGGCAAGCAAGGCUGGGCCUCCCCGCCCUUACUGAGGGUCCCUCUCACUGCCGAGACAGCAAGACCACCAGUCUCUCUCCUUUUGGAGUCCAGGGCUUGGGAUUCAAAGCCCCGUGCCCUCCAUUUGGUCACGGAAGCACAGCUUUGAAGCGUCUCUGAGAGAAUCCGGAAGUUCAGGUGCCCUCUUCUCAGGAACGCCUCGGGGGGCUGAGACCUUCCCACUGUUCCCCCACCGCAAAUCUGGAGCCUUCUCAAAUCUUCUGGGAGAAUGCGCCACUGUUGAGCUUUCCCCUCCAAGACGGUUACCUGUGCCGCUCCAGUCACUUUCUUUUACUUUCUGCUUUUCCCAAGCUGAACCUCUGGUCAUUUCAAACACCCUGCGCCUCUUGAAUGAUCAAACCUGCAAAUUUAUCAGCUCCCUAAAAAAGAGGUUCUGGGGGAUACUUCAGACGUGGACCGCAAAGGUGCCCCGCACACCAAGCCUCGCUCCUGGAGACUUUAUGCCACUGCUGGAAUCGUUUGAGGAAGAGCUGGCUGCUGGCAGGAGCUGCCUAAGAUCAACACACCCUUCUCCCCUACCGUUGCCAAAACCUGAGCCAUUCUCUGCCAAUGCUUUGCUCUUGCACACUUUCAGGGGUCGGCCGGGGUGCCAAAUCUUUCAGCUCAUACAUGUACGUCGUGCCUUCAAAUAUACAGCCUUUGCAGCCGAGUUUCUUUAGCAGAAGAAGAUGUUUAAUAAAAUGUUUCACACA